Trematosphaeria pertusa is the source of this 1225-nucleotide messenger RNA. Its product is annotated as Clavaminate synthase-like protein. The record is from RefSeq and is a predicted model, not a curated record. Lineage: Eukaryota; Fungi; Ascomycota; Dothideomycetes; Pleosporales; Trematosphaeriaceae. Gene Ontology annotation, molecular function: dioxygenase activity. The coding region runs from base 103 to 1104 and encodes 333 amino acids. The transcript is spliced from 3 exons.
CGGCUCAAGUAUAAAUAGGAAAUUGCUCAUAGCUAUGAACAAGCCAGUAGCUCAGAAUAAUUUACACAAGUCUCUCCAUCCUACUCCGGCCUUCAUCGCAUCAUGCCUCCCUCAAUGCAGCACGAGCAGAGCAACAGCAAGGUUGCUCACCUUGAAACCAUCGACUUUGCCAAACUCCUUGCCCAUGAAGAGGCCGAGAUUUCCAAGCUGGUAUCUGCGUGUGCCACUGCUGGAUUCUUCUACGUCGAUCUUCGGGGCCAGAGUGCUCGCACUCUUAUCGAGGACGAGGAGAGCAUGUACCAGGCCAUGGCCGAGUACUUCGAUCAGCCGCUUGAUGUGAAGAUGAAGGAUGAUCGCGGAACUCACAAACAUGGUUACAAGCCCCCGGGCGUGUUCGCUGGCGUCAAGGAAAAUAGCAAGGAUAACUACGAGACGCUCAAGGUUGCCCGUGACGAAGUGGGCGCAAAUUCCCCACUUCUGCCUUCAGCCGUGAAACGCUACCCGCGCCUCUUCGACGACUUCAUUUCCAAAUCGCACUUGGUGACCAUGACAAUCAUGCGAUCUCUAUCCAACGCCCUAUGCGUCGACCCCGCGGACCGCUUCGAGCAACACCACCGCGAUGAAGCCGACUCCAACACCACGCUCGUCCUCCUGCGCUAUCCAAAGGACGUAUCCUCCACCUGCGUUGGCCACAACCAGCACACGGACAUUGGCUCACUCACGCUCCUCUUCAGCAAGCAAUGGGGUCUGCAGAUCCUGAGCCCCGAAACCCACGAAUGGGAGUGGGUUGCGCCGCGCCCAGCGCACGCCAUCAUCAACAUUGGUGAUUCGCUGCGUUUUCUAUCCGGCAAGAGGUUGGCGUCGUGCAUGCACCGCGUCGUUCCGACUACCGAGACGCCGACUGAGCAUCGCUACUCCGUUGCUUACUUUUUGCGUCCGGAGAACGACCUCAAGUAUGAGGAUCCGGAGGGUCGUGCCAUAUCGGCGCAACAGUGGCAUGAUGAUAAGUAUAGAACCUUUGCGGAUUCGCACGAGAAGCAGGCUACGAAUAGCAUUCUUCUCGGUGGGAUGGAUGUAGCAUCGAGAGAGGGCAUUGUGGUCUGAAACGUUUUGGAUGCUGUGCGAGAUGAACGUCGGGAAACCGGGAGUAUGUAUGUGCCCGUCAUACUAUUAGAGGGAUCGUGCUUCCCGUAGAAGCAGAAUGCACUCGUUGAAUUCAGGGAAU